Molecule: messenger RNA, 187 nt
Organism: Amoebophrya sp. A120
Lineage: Eukaryota; Dinophyceae; Syndiniales; Amoebophryaceae
Source: the annotation of a GenBank genome assembly
GGCUUUCCUGCUUACAAGAGAAUCGCAAUCCUACUAGAGGAGGAAGCUGCGGGGUAUAAUGAAGCGCCCUCCGAUUUGAACGCGCUCACUUUUGCGUUUAAGGUCGACAGCACUGAUGACCCUAGCGAAGAGGUGCACGGCCACGUGGGGCCGCUGGACACGCGCAUACUGCCGGAGGUGUACAGCG